AUGUAUUUAAGUUAUAAAUUUAGAAGUUUCGGCAUAUUUAAGAAGCAAGCAAGAAUUCAUCAACGUUUCUUUGCAUCCAAACAGAAUAAUACAGUGUCUUUAAAAGAUAAGCCGGACCUAACGAUGAAAAUAUCACCACAUAUAAUGUUUUGGAAAAUGUAUGGCCGGCCUUUUGGGCGGGUUUUUCUUAUAGCAUCAAUUACAUAUUUUGGACUUCAUUUUUUAUGGUGGCAUUUAUAUGUGGAAGAAAAAAGAGCACAAAAACAAGCCCAUCUUUCUCAACUCGAAAAAAUGCUUCUUGAAAUUACAUCAAGCCCUCAAUCAACAUCGUAA
This is a messenger RNA of Pneumocystis jirovecii RU7, 333 nucleotides long. RefSeq lists its product as uncharacterized. The record is from RefSeq and is a predicted model, not a curated record. Lineage: Eukaryota; Fungi; Ascomycota; Pneumocystomycetes; Pneumocystales; Pneumocystaceae. The transcript is spliced from 3 exons. Bases 1 to 333 code for a protein of 110 amino acids.